This is a messenger RNA of Caenorhabditis angaria, 869 nucleotides long. The record is from the annotation of a GenBank genome assembly. Lineage: Eukaryota; Metazoa; Nematoda; Chromadorea; Rhabditida; Rhabditidae.
AUGUGUGGAUCAGAUUUUGAAAAUUCGGAUGAAAGUGAGUUUUUUUGGAUGAAACUGAUAGAAUAAUUUUUUUUAGAAAAUACACCGGAUGUUUUGGCAUUGCUCGCGGUUAUGAGAUAUUUUGUGAAAAAUGAUUAUGAAGUUAAAGUUGUAAUUUUGGCGGCAUAUCGGGAAACAGUCAAUUUUCGAUACGGAUUACAUGUAAGCUUAUCGAAAAACAAUUAUUUCAAAAAUCUCAAUUUUUUCAGAAACUCAUUGAGAAUAAUCUAUGUUUUUUGGUUUAUGAUGAUUUUCACGAUGAUAAAAUAACACUGGAUUUGGCAUUGAAUACAAAUGGAAUUGCUUUGAGUAAUGAUUCUUAUAGAGAUCAUGAAAAAUCAUCAGAAAUUGAAAGAGAUUCGAUUGCUAUGAAUUGGCUAGGAAUAAAAUUCACUGAUAUUCCAACUACUUCGAAAUUUAGUUUUGGAACAGAUGGAGAUUUUAUCGCUGGAAAGUUAUUCAAUUUUUUGAGUCAUCGAAGAACAAUUUUGAAUAUGGAAAAUAUUGGGGAAAGAUUAUUGAUUGGAAAAGAUGAACCAACUUAUGAAAUGAGUAUGAAAAGAAGAGCGAAAAUAUGGUCGGAAGAAUGGAAAAAUAGUACUUUAGAGUUGUUGGAUUAUUUGAUUGAGGAAGGUUAUAAAUUCCUGAUUUUGAAAAGUAUCGAUGAAGUUAAGAAAUAUUCGAAUUAUAGGUUUGAGUUUUUUUUUCAAAAAAAAAAUUGAGAAAUUUUUCAAAAUAUUUUUUUCAGAUACCCUAGAACCACUCCGAAAAGAUGUGUUUUAUCCAAAAUUCCGGAUGAUGUCGAAGCUAAUUUUGAAUUUGAAAUGUAA